AUGCCCCACUCCCCCGAACCCACAAACACGCCCCCUCCCGCACAACCCACCACCACCACCCCCUCACCCGCACAAACCACAGCAUCGUCACGCCUCGCCUCCAUCACCACACACAUCAUGAGCACCCCCACCCCCGCGCCCAAACCCGCCGUAACCUGCCACGUCCUCAACACCGCCACGGGCAAGCCCGCACCAGGCAUCCCCUGCACGCUCUCACGCUUCCUGAAGCUCGACGACGGCACGCCCUCGUCGUCGUCGUUCGAGGUUGCGCGCGCGCUCACAAACGACGACGGCCGUGUGGCGCAGUGGGAGACGCGGCAGAAGGGCGCCGCGGGGAGACUAGUCGUUGAGGAGGGGUUUACGUACAAGAUACGUUUUGAGACGUGGGAGUAUUUUGGCGGCGAGACGUUUUUCCCGUAUGUGGAGGUGGUGUUUACGGUGAAGGAUGCGGCGCAGCAUUAUCAUAUUCCGUUGCUGCUGGCGCCGUAUAGUUAUACGACUUAUCGGGGGUCGUAG
Messenger RNA from Morchella importuna, 516 nucleotides. RefSeq lists its product as uncharacterized. The record is from RefSeq and is a predicted model, not a curated record. The coding region runs from base 1 to 516 and encodes 171 amino acids. Gene Ontology annotation, biological process: purine nucleobase metabolic process. NCBI's taxonomy places the organism in Eukaryota, Fungi, Ascomycota, Pezizomycetes, Pezizales, Morchellaceae. Gene Ontology annotation, molecular function: hydroxyisourate hydrolase activity. The transcript has a single exon.